CCUCGUAAUUCGUUCUCUCUUAUUUUCUGAGGAAAAAAAUACUUCACUUAUUUAAUUAAUUUCCUUUUUAUUUCUUCUUCCUUCCAAUCUCUUCUCUAAUUUUCAGGUUUUAGUCAUUAAUGGGAACUGAAGCUCCACCUAGAACAAGGAAUGACGGUGGCGACACCCAUAUCACCAAUAAGACUAAGGAACAAAAAGCAAUAGAUGAUUGGCUUCCAAUUACUUCUUCAAGAAAUGCAAAAUGGUGGUAUUCUGCCUUCCACAAUGUCACCGCCAUGGUUGGUGCUGGCGUCCUUAGUCUUCCAUCGGCUAUGGCAAACCUUGGAUGGGGUCCUGGUGUGACUGUUUUGGUAUUGUCAUGGAUUAUCACCUUAUACACAUUAUGGCAAAUGGUGGAGAUGCAUGAAAUGGUCCCUGGGAAGAGGUUUGAUAGAUACCAUGAGCUUGGCCAACAUGCUUUUGGUGAGAAAUUAGGCCUUUACAUUGUGGUACCUCAACAAUUGAUUGUUCAAGUUGGUACCAACAUAGUAUAUAUGGUCACUGGGGGGCAAUCGCUGAAAAAGUUCCAUGACAUCGUGUGCCCGAGCUGCAAGAGUAUCAAAUUAACUUACUUUAUCAUGAUCUUUGCCUCGGUUCAAUUUGUACUUUCCCACCUUCCUAGCUUCAAUUCAAUGUCCGGUGUCUCUUUGGCCGCAGCUGUUAUGUCUUUAACUUAUUCGACGAUUGCCUGGACAACUUCUGUUGCAAAGGGUGUACAACCUGAUGUGGAUUAUGGAUUCAGAGCUAGUACCACAACAGGGAAAGUUUUUAACUUCUUAAAUGCUCUGGGAGAUGUGGCUUUUGCAUAUGCAGGGCACAGCGUGGUGUUGGAAAUCCAAGCAACAAUCCCAUCUACACCGGAGAAGCCCUCGAAACGAGCUAUGUGGAGAGGAGUUCUUGUUGCUUAUAUAGUUGUUGCUUUGUGCUACUUCCCUGUUGCUUUGAUUGGAUACUGGACGUUUGGAAAUUCUGUCAAAGACAAUAUUCUGAUCUCACUAGAGAAACCUGGAUGGCUUAUUGCAUUGGCUAACAUGUUUGUUGUUAUCCAUGUUAUAGGAGGUUACCAGAUAUAUUCAAUGCCCGUGUUCGACAUGAUAGAAACUGUAUUGGUGAAGAAAAUGCAUUGCAAGCCUAGUUUUUUACUUCGAUUUAUUGCUCGUAACGUUUAUGUCGCACUUACAAUGUUCAUUGGCAUUACCUUCCCUUUCUUUGGUGGUCUACUUGGAUUCUUUGGAGGAUUUGCCUUUGCCCCCACAACAUAUUUUAUUCCCUGUGUUAUAUGGCUUCUUAUGUACAAACCCAAAAGGUUUGGGUUAUCUUGGUGCACUAAUUGGAUAUGCAUCAUACUCGGAGUGCUUCUAACUGUCCUAUCACCUAUUGGUGGAUUGAGAAAUAUCAUACUUCAAGCCAAGAACUACCAUUUCUACUCAUAAAUUGCCCUCCAGUUGCUCCAGAGUGAUAUAUGAAUAAAAUAAGCAGAUGAUGCCACUAUACUGUCCAUAAAUACGUUUGUUGACUGAUAAAAAUGUCAUAUUUAGUUGAAGAUUAGAAAGAAUCUAAGAGUUUAAAACUAUCUUAGAUAAGGAUUUUACACUGCUUAUUUCUCUCUUCAAUGUCGUUGCAACUACCAGUAAUUUUCAUGUUCAAAAUUUUUUAUCUUCUUCCGCAAUCAAUAUAAAAAUUUUGCUUCUAAUUA
This is a messenger RNA of Cucumis sativus (cucumber), 1735 nucleotides long. Its product is annotated as lysine histidine transporter 2. The coding region runs from base 120 to 1472 and encodes 450 amino acids. Gene Ontology annotation, cellular component: plasma membrane. NCBI's taxonomy places the organism in Eukaryota, Viridiplantae, Streptophyta, Magnoliopsida, Cucurbitales, Cucurbitaceae. The transcript has 8 exons. The record is from RefSeq and is a predicted model, not a curated record.